This is a messenger RNA of Penicillium chermesinum, 1080 nucleotides long. Its product is annotated as WD40 repeat domain-containing protein. The coding region runs from base 1 to 1080 and encodes 359 amino acids. The record is from RefSeq and is a predicted model, not a curated record. The transcript is spliced from 5 exons. NCBI's taxonomy places the organism in Eukaryota, Fungi, Ascomycota, Eurotiomycetes, Eurotiales, Aspergillaceae. Gene Ontology annotation, molecular function: RNA binding; protein binding. Gene Ontology annotation, cellular component: catalytic step 2 spliceosome.
AUGUCUGGCGAAAAGCGCCCCGCUCAAGAAGCCUUCGGGUCCUCCAAUCAACUUGUGGUCAAGCGAAACAAGCCCGAUGGCCAGAACCCAAGUACAGCUGUUGUGAAAGGGUCGUCGCAGAAUGGAGCUCUUAUUCAAUCAGUUCCACGCACCAGUGGUCUCGAUGCGCCGAUCAUGGAACUCACAGGUCAUUCGGGGGAAAUUUUUGCAGUUCGAUUCGAUCCUUCCGCGCAACAUAUUGCAUCUGGUUCAAUGGACCGCUCAAUCUUGCUGUGGAAUACGUAUGGACAAUGCGAAAACUAUGGUCAGAUGAAUGGGCACCAUGGCGCCGUCCUCGACUUGCAAUGGGCACGCGACUCGCGGGCUAUUUUCUCGGCAUCAGCAGACAUGACACUAGGUACCUGGGAUGUGGAGACCGGACAGCGUGUGCGGCGCCAUAUUGGCCAUGAAGAGAUUGUGAACUGCGUGGACCUCAGUAAGCGCGGUCAGGAACUACUCCUAAGUGGCAGUGAUGAUGGCUGUAUUGGAAUCUGGGAUCCACGUCAGAAGGAUGCGCUGGACUACAUCGAGACUGAACUGCCCAUCACCGCGGUGGCCUUAUCUGAAGCAGGAAAUGAGAUUUAUAGCGGCGGGAUCGAUAACACCAUUCAUGUCUGGGAUAUCCGCAAGAAGGCCAUCGUGUACUCCAUGUUUGGUCACACCGACACCAUCACAUCGCUCCAGAUCUCUCCCGACUCCCAAUCACUUUUAUCUAACUCACAUGAUUCGACAGUUCGGACAUGGGACAUUCGUCCCUUUGCCCCCACCGCUUCCCGCCAGAUUCGCACCUUUGACGGUGCACCUGUUGGGCUUGAGAAGAACCUUAUCCGGGCCAGCUGGGAUCCCAAGGGCGAGAAGAUCGCUGCCGGAAGUGGAGACCAAAGUGUCGUCGUGUGGGACGCAAAGUCUGCAAAGCUUUUGUAUAAGCUUCCUGGUCACAAGGGUACUGUCAACGAUGCCCGGUUCUCUCCCAGCGACGAGCCAAUUGUUAUUUCCUGUUCUUCCGAUCACACUCUCUUGCUUGGAGAGCUAGGCAAAUAG